Eremothecium cymbalariae DBVPG#7215 is the source of this 2757-nucleotide messenger RNA. RefSeq names its product glucan 1,3-alpha-glucosidase ROT2 (gene ROT2). The transcript has a single exon. Bases 1 to 2757 code for a protein of 918 amino acids. The record is from RefSeq and is a predicted model, not a curated record. Lineage: Eukaryota; Fungi; Ascomycota; Saccharomycetes; Saccharomycetales; Saccharomycetaceae. Gene Ontology annotation, molecular function: alpha-glucosidase activity; carbohydrate binding. Gene Ontology annotation, biological process: carbohydrate metabolic process; N-glycan processing. Gene Ontology annotation, cellular component: glucosidase II complex.
AUGAUUGGUUGUCAUUGGCUGGGGUUUUUGUUCCUGCCGCUACUUUAUCUUAGUGGAACUGCAGCCUUCGAUGAGUCUCUGCUCAAGAAGUGUGCUCAAUCUGGGUUCUGCCAUAGGAAUAGGGAGUAUGCUAAGAAUAUAUCUGAGACGGGAGGUAGCUAUUAUUCUAUUGAAAGGGGUUCUGUGCGGUAUGAUGACGAUAGGCACACGGUAACUGCGGAUAUAUUGAAGAGGAUUCCCAGAUCUGAGGGUGGCGAUAAAAUAGUGGUAUUACCAUUUACUCUUGAUUUGCUGAAUGGGUCGCAGGUACGUUUUACAAUUGAUGAGAAGAGGGAAGUUGAUGAUUUCUCCGAUAUGUUGACCACAUAUAGGUAUAACGAAACAUCCACUUGGUGUUUGGUGGAUCCUGACCACCUAGGAGUGAAGCACUCGGAUAGUCUUCGGAUCAAAAAUCCUUCCUUUUGGAACAAGGAUUAUAUCAGUAUUUAUGAUGUGCAAACAGACUUGAGAGUCGUGCUUCAACUAGCUCACUUUAGUUUGAAGGUCUACCGUCAUGAGAAUUUACAGGUAACCAUUAAUGACCGCUCCUUUUUGAAUGUUGAACAUUUGAGGAGCAAAGACGAGCAAGAACAAAAUCUAGUUCCUGAAGAGGUGAAAUUUGAUUCGUUCUAUGAUUCUUUUGCAUACGCGUCAACAGAUUCUCUCCCAUUUGGCCCAGAAUCUGUUGCAUUGGAUAUUACCUUUCACAAUUACCAAAAUGUAUAUGGUAUUCCUGAGCAUCCAGAUCAUUUAAAACUCCGGGACACGUCUGGAGGUGAGCCAUACAGGAUGUUUAAUGCUGAUGUUUUCGAAUACACGGUGAAUUCAGUAAUGCCUACUUAUGGCUCGAUUCCAUUCAUGGUAUCAAAUAGACCUGGAUCCUCGGUUGGUGUUUUUUGGAUGAAUUCAGCCGAUACCUGGAUUGAUAUUAAAUAUGGUGAACUAGACACCGGAACACACUGGAUUUCGGAGACUGGUAUAGUAGAUGUUAUAUUAUUCUUUGAAGAUUCGCCUCUUAAGGUGACUGAAUCAUUUACCAACUUAAGCGGUAGACCAGCACUGCCUCCACUCUCUUCCAUUGGAUAUCAUCAGUGUCGCUGGAAUUAUAACGACGCUACAGACGUUUUAACAGUUAAUUCAGAGAUGGACAAAGCCCAAAUGCCCUAUGACUUUAUCUGGUUGGAUCUCGAGUAUACUGACAAUAAAAAAUAUUUUACCUGGAAGCCAGAUGCAUUCCCAAACCCUUUAAGCUUAUUAUCAAAGCUAGCACAAUUUGGAAGGAACAUGGUUGUUCUUAUCGAUCCACACUUGAAGGUUAAUUAUGAAAUAAGUGAUCACUAUGAAGAGGCAGGUAGCACUAUAAAAAACAAACAUGGAGACUCAUUUCAUGGGCAGUGCUGGCCUGGUGAGUCGGUAUGGAUUGAUACCUUUAGUUCGAAAGCUCAAAAACUCUGGGCCGGAUUUUUUCAGACUUUUAUAGAAGGGGCAAAGAAUUUAUUCAUAUGGAAUGAUAUGAAUGAACCAUCGGUCUUCGAUGGACCCGAGACAACAGCUCCAAAGGAUUUGAUCCAUUACGGAAAUUUUGAACAUAGAUCAGUUCAUAACUUAUAUGGUAGAACAUUCCAUGAAGCAACAUAUAAAGCUUUGAUCGAAAGAUAUGUGCAUGAAGACAAGAGGGCAUUUGUCUUAACUAGAUCAUUUUUCGCCGGCUCUCAGAGAACUGCAGCUUCAUGGACGGGUGAUAACGCUGCUAACUGGGAUUAUCUGAAGAUUUCUAUUCCAAUGAUAUUAAGUAGUAACAUCGCCGGUAUGCCCUUCAUUGGUGCAGACGUAGGUGGUUUCUCUGGUGAUCCUCAAACUGAAUUACUAGUUCGUUGGUAUCAAACUGGGAUCUGGUAUCCGUUUUUCAGAGGCCAUGCACACAUCGAGACGAAGAGACGUGAACCAUAUCUAUUACCUGAACCAGCGAAGAGCAUUGUUCGUGAAUCAUUGAAAUUGCGGUAUGCCUUAUUACCAACAUUAUAUACUGCUUUCCACGAUGCUAAUGUUUCGGGAAUUCCAAUUAUGAAUCCAAUGUUUUAUGUUAAGCCAAAUUUGGAAGAUGUUUAUUCUAUUGAUGACCAAUUCUAUGUAGGUCAACAUGGCAUUUUGGUGAAACCAAUCACCACUAAAAACGUUACAAAAACUACAAUAUACUUCCCACCCGGGAAAUACUAUAAUUAUCAUAAUUUUGAUGCAUUUACCCUUUCCUCUGGAGAUUAUGUAUCUGUGAAAGCUGAACUUGAUGAAAUUCCUAUAUUCUUGGAAGGUGGGCAUAUUAUCACCAGAAGGGACAGGUUUCGGAGGUCUUCAAAACUUAUGGCUAAUGACCCAUUUACCCUGGUUGUCGCACCAGAUAUUGACGGGUAUGCGCAGGGUACAUUAUACUAUGAUGACGGGGAAACAUUUGCCUAUCAAAGAGGCGAGUACUUAAAGGUAGAAUUUACCUUCAAAGACUUUAAGAUUAGCGGGAAGGUUAUUCAUAUGUCAUCUAAAUUUGCCAAUUUAAGUAUAGAAAGGAUCGUCAUUCCCAAACUAUCUUCCUUAAACAUUAAAGAAACAAUUAAUGUAGAACAAAACAAUAAAAAGUGGAUGUCUAGCGUUAAAAACGCUGAAAAUUCUUAUGUGAUACAGAACACUCAAAUCAAUUUAGGUUACCCAUGGACUAUCCAAUUAUGA